AUGGCCUUGCGGAACUUCAUGGCGAGACGCGGAGUACCAAAACGAAUCUUUAGCGACCGUGGCACAAAUUUUACAGCAUCUAGCAAAGAACUGGGAGCAGCCUUGAAAGAGAUGAACCAGGAUCAGGUGAUACAAGAGAUCGUGAGUCCUCAUACUGAGUGGGAGUUCCUUCCUCCUGCUUCCCCUCACAUGGGCGGAAGCUGGGAACGUCUCGUGCGCCAAAAGAUCUCAAGCAAGGCUCAGCAAAAUAUCAUCAAGGACGACAAACAACCAGCAAAGCCCAUCUACAUUUACAAGGUAUUGAAGCAGAUCACUGGCGUCUCCUUGAAGGCGAUGGGCAUCAUGAACAGCAACGUAAACGGCAUUUUGGAGUGUAUCGCGGCUAGGGAAUCUCGUCUGGAUGCACUACAACAAGCGCUCAACGAUCAGCAACCGCGAGACACAACAGUCCGCCCCCUGCUGCCAGGCGAGCUGGCCAAGCACGUCGUCUCGGAGGGAACCAAAGCAGCCAACAAACACACCAGCUCCAAGUGA
Armigeres subalbatus is the source of this 534-nucleotide messenger RNA. Its product is annotated as histone H2B-like. Gene Ontology annotation, cellular component: nucleosome. The transcript is spliced from 2 exons. The coding region runs from base 1 to 534 and encodes 177 amino acids. NCBI's taxonomy places the organism in Eukaryota, Metazoa, Arthropoda, Insecta, Diptera, Culicidae. Gene Ontology annotation, molecular function: DNA binding; structural constituent of chromatin; protein heterodimerization activity. The record is from RefSeq and is a predicted model, not a curated record.